GUUUGCUGGGAAGGGGAUUGUCCAGGGGACACCAGGGGAGUAUUCUACCGUCUUCACCUGCCUGCAAAGGAGCUAUUUUCCCCUCUGGGGAUUCUAAUAAAGCAGCUUCCUUCAACAUAGCAAAAACCUGCGGCAAGUCAAACCAUGAGCAGAAACUACAACGUCACUCUCCGUGGCCCCGCCCCCUGGGGCUUUCGGCUACAAGGCGGAAAAGACUUCAACCUGCCUCUCACCAUCUCCAGGCUGAAUGACGGCGGUAAAGCGGUUAAAGGCGGCAUCGCUAUCGGAGACACGGUUCUGUCCAUCGACGGCAUUGCCACUGAGGGGAUGAACCACCUGGAGGCCCAGAACAAGAUCAAGAACUGCACAGGCAACCUCAGCCUCACCUUACAGAAAGUUGCCAGUACCUCCAAGCCCCCUCCAGUGGCACCAAAGGUGAACAGGUGUGACAUCAUAAAACCCGUGCCCAUGACACAUCCCCCUUCCCCACCCAACAAGACUCCAAAACCCUACGGGGGCUGCGGGUCGGAACCUUCCUCGCGGCCCUCCUCGGCCGCCUUCAUUCCGUCCCCGUCGUUCGCCUUCACCCCCGCCGCCUCACACCCUCAUCCCGCUUCCUCAUUCCCUGUGGGCCCGCCGCAGUCGUCGGUGUACAACACGCCCAUCCACCUCUACUCCACCGAGAACGCCUGUGAGGUGGCCAUGGGGCAAAGGCGAGGCCUAUUUGAGAGUCAGGGUGGACAAGCCUUUAAUGGGCCUCCCCGAAGACAUAUCGUGGACACGGACAUCAAGUUCUACCACGUGCCCACCCACGCUGACGCCAGCCGGAAGCGCAUCAUGGAGGACACGGAGGACUGGCGCCCGCGCACUGGGACCACCCAGUCCAGAUCUUUCAGGAUUCUGGCUCAGAUUACGGGCACCGAGAACGAAGAGGAAGCAGACACAGCCAAGAAGACAAAGUAAUCCAACGAUGACGUAGACGCUUGUCAGCACUCCAUGCACGUGUCCGCUACUAUCAAGACAAUGAUCAAAUCGCCCACAACAACUCAAGGUGUCAGUUCACAGUGUGGUUUAAUCACACCUUCCUUUGGCAUGAAGUCCAAUGGCAGCACGCCCAGUUGUCCUGCUCCUGCACGCCCUGUGCCUCGGGCCCACCCGAAAGACGAGGACUCACUGGUGCAAAUGGCGGAGCACUACCCUGCCGGGACUCGCACUCCCAUGUGUGGCCACUGCAAGAAGGUCAUCCGGGGACCAUUUUUGGUAGCAAUGGGCAAAUCGUGGCAUAAUGAAGAAUUCAAUUGCAUCCACUGCCACACAUCCCUAGCCGACAUCGGCUUUGUGGAAGAGCAAGGCUGUGUUUACUGCGAACAUUGCUACGAAGACUUCUUUGCACCGACGUGUAGCCGCUGCCAGUCCAAGAUACUUGGGGAAGUGAUUAAUGCCCUGAAGCAGACGUGGCACAUCUACUGCUUCCUGUGCGCCUCCUGUCAGCAGCCCAUCCGAAAUAACACCUUCCACCUGGAGGAUGGGGAACCUUACUGCGAGCAAGACUUCUACAGUUUGUUCAGCACAGGUUGCCAUGGCUGCGAGUUUCCCAUUGAAGCGGGAGACAAGUUCCUGGAGGCACUGGGCUACACGUGGCACGACACCUGCUUUGUGUGCGCCGUAUGCUCCACCAGCCUGGAGGGCCAGACUUUCUUCUCCAAGAAAGACAAACCUCUUUGCAAGAAACAUGCACAAACGCUAAAAAUAUAA
Messenger RNA from Phycodurus eques (leafy seadragon), 1755 nucleotides. Its product is annotated as PDZ and LIM domain protein 5-like. The record is from RefSeq and is a predicted model, not a curated record. Gene Ontology annotation, cellular component: Z disc; filamentous actin; adherens junction. NCBI's taxonomy places the organism in Eukaryota, Metazoa, Chordata, Actinopteri, Syngnathiformes, Syngnathidae. Gene Ontology annotation, molecular function: actin binding; muscle alpha-actinin binding. Gene Ontology annotation, biological process: muscle structure development; heart development; actin cytoskeleton organization.